AUGUUGUACUUCCGAAUUAGGCGUGGCCAAGAAUACCUGCUAUCGCUGAACCGACGGGUAGGAGGAAGAAACAGUGGGAUGGGUACAAUGGCCAGGUUAUUUCUGUCCUCCGUGGGGGGGAGGACACCCCCAUCAGCGGGAGGAGGUACGGAAGGGGUGGCAACACGGCAGAAGGUACCUGCACCUGAGGUACCAAAUGUGGAGGGCCGAGGUAGAGAUGCAGCGAAACAACACCCACGGGCAGACCGUCCAGCCAGUUUGCCAUCCACCGAAGCAGAUGACGAUGCAGUGACGAAGGAAAUUUAUAAAAAAAUAUUGAGAGAGCAUAAGCUUCUCCGUGGAAGAAGAACUAGCAUUAACGACAAUAAGAAAAAAAAAAGCAGUGACAUGGUGAGGAGUGCAAGAAGUACUACCUCAGUUGAUAUGCACACGAGUCGUAUACGCGAAAUGGGCCAGGAGAAAGUUCUCUCGUUGGUAAAAAGUCAAUCUCGAGGGGAAAUUCAGAUUGAGGCCAAUAAUGGACAAGUGGAAAAAAGAAAAGACCUCACAAAUGGAGAUCCCCCAGGAGGGAAGAAACCGGAUGGAUUGAUACCCCGCAAAGCUAACCACAUUGUUAUGAAACCAAAAACAGACACCUCUGUCGAAUGCACACAGGACAAAAAUAUAAACAAUAUGCUCAACAUAAGUAAACACAACAAAAUAAGUAUCAGUGAAAAAAAAAAAAAUGAUCAUUUUUUUAAAAUUUUUUUUUCAUCCAAAAAGGUGAAAAUAAUAAAGUCACAAAACCACCCCAUUUUUAUCCACCUGUACAAGCUAGCCACUGAUGGGAAGUAUCGAGAGAAGCAACAAAAAAUAUUACUGACCUGCAAGAAGAUGAUCCUGGAGAGAGAAAAAAACCACAUUGCACGUAUUUACACAAACAGCAUCGACAAUUUAAAGGACUUUCGUUGCUUCGAUAAUUUUAUACUUUUGUCAAACAGACUGCUCAAACGAGUUGCUUUUCUUUAUUCCUUUAAAAACGGCGUCCUGGCUGAAGUGGCGCACACGUUCCAGUACGACGAUGUGGGUCUCCCGCGCUUGGCCCUUUGCUUCUACAACGUGAACUGCGGCGGGGGGGGAAGAAGUUACGAAAACGUUAAAGGAGAAGGGGUAGAAGGGGAAUAUGCAGGUGGCGGGGACCACCCCGAUGUGGAGACCAACUUGUUUAAUAGAAGAACCCCCACAGGGGUAUCCACUGAACUUUUGUGCAACGGAGAUAUUGGGACGCUCAUUAGGAGUUGCUUCCUGCUCAAGUGGCAGUGCGUGUUUAAUGUGGAAGGACUGGGCCAUAUGCAGAGGGGGAAGACUAAGGCGAGCAAAGUGUCACCGUCAUCAUCAGCAUCACCAUCAUUAGAGGCGGCCCGGGGGGGGAGUACGGGUUGGCCAAAUGUAACGACUCCACGCAGUGCUACCCGGAAGAAGCCAAACAUAAACGAUAUUUACAAUAUCGACUUUUUCCAUCCCUUGACUCUGCGCGCCUCGGCGGGCCACCUGCUGGACAUCCCCUACAAGAAGAUAGCCUUCACCGAGCUGCUCAAAUACGCCAGAGAAAACAAAAUACUUUUACUCAAGUACAGGAUGGGAGGGCGCGAAGGAAUUGAUCGUGACCGAGAUCAGAGCUGUUACGACAACGGAGGUGAGCUGUAUGUCCACUAUGGAGGGGGGAGCCAUUCCGAGCAGAUGAAGCCCUUCUUAAAUUUGCUCGCCAAAGCCAAGGGGGUGUUUCUCCUCCUGGACAACUGCAAUAACAUUGAGAAGGAGUACCCAGUGGUUGACCCCAAUUAUGUGCACACUGGGCCAAAUAUUCCCCACUCGAAUGAAGACAGAACCUUCGAGCGAGUGUACUAUGUGAACUUGGUAAACAAUAAGGAGGAGCCCCUGGGCGUCGUCGCGGCGUACUCCAUCCUUAUGUACAUCCUCAAGACAAACUUCUUCCGACACGUCCCGCAGUCGUGUUACGUGUGCGCGGAGUGA
Messenger RNA from Plasmodium fragile, 2013 nucleotides. RefSeq lists its product as uncharacterized. Bases 1 to 2013 code for a protein of 670 amino acids. The record is from RefSeq and is a predicted model, not a curated record. The transcript has a single exon. Lineage: Eukaryota; Apicomplexa; Aconoidasida; Haemosporida; Plasmodiidae.